Molecule: messenger RNA, 1164 nt
Organism: Oldenlandia corymbosa var. corymbosa
Lineage: Eukaryota; Viridiplantae; Streptophyta; Magnoliopsida; Gentianales; Rubiaceae
Source: the annotation of a GenBank genome assembly
UUUUUUUUCUUCCAUUCAUCCGGAAGUUUUUUGUUGUCUCCCUUAAUUUCUUCUUUACUUUCAAAACGAUCGUCGAAGUUUAUUAGAAGUGUUCUGAAAUGGAACCUAAUAACAAUGGAGAGGCCGCCAAGAGUUCAAGAAAAAGGAAGAUGAAGGAUGUUGUUGUGACGGAGGCGACCCCGACACCAACUUCGGUCGUUCAAAGUCGGCUCCCUGUCCGAUAUUUCCCGAUGCACCAGCCUCCUAAUACACCGAGUCUAAGCCUCAAUAUUCAUCAUCCGUCAGCCGUCGAUUACAACCAAAACACUAGUAGUACUUUCCGGUUCGACCUCAACACAAGGCCGAGUCCAACCCGGGUUCCAAAUUCAUUCCCCAACGAAAGCCAUGACCCCUACUCCAUCAAACCCGCAUCAUCCUUCACGGAAUUGUUGACCGCGGGUGAUGACGAUCUUAUGCCUAGAUACGUGAUGGAGCAGAAUGCUCACAUCGAUCAGUUAAUCGCCGCACAGGGAGACCAGCUGAGGCGUUCAUUGGCGGAAGCGCAACGAAGGCAGUACUGUUUGCUGUUGUUCGAUGCGGAGGAGCGGGCCGCGAAGAAGCUUAAGGAGAAAGACUUGGAACUGAGCGAGAUGGCGAGUCAGAAGGCGGCGCUGGAACACAAAGAAGUGGCGCUUCACCGGGAGAUUUCUGAGCUGCAGAGAAGGGUGAAGGCGCUGGAGCGUGAGAACGGAGCGUUGAGGCUUGACGUUCAAGAGGCUUUAAUCUUAGGCGGGAAACUCGAGUCUAGCGGGUAUUCCGACGAGAACGAUGACGUGCAGUCGGCCAACAACGUGGACCCGGCCGGAAGUAGAGUGGAGCCCGUGCGGCUCGUGUGCAAGGUCUGCACGAGACAGGUCGCUAAUAUGAUGAUGUGGCCUUGCCGCCACCUCUGCCUCUGUAAGGGUUGCGCCGGCCCCGUUCGUGCUUGUCCGGUUUGUAGACGCCGUAGCAUCAACACGGUUGAGAUCAACCUUAAAGAUGAGUGAUGACUAUGCACAAUAGAUUCCAUGGUUACUGAAAUUCCUCUUCUGCUAGUUGCUACUUGCUAGUACUAUAUAAUUUUUGGAAUUGUUUGUGUUAGAUCAUGACACAAAUUAAGAUGGGAAUAUUGUUUUAUUUUGUGCG